GAGAUUUUAACUUCAACGUCACUUUCUACAGAAAAAAAUGGAAAACAACUCCCAUCUGAGUAACACAGCGUUAAGGUGCUGGUUGUGAAAGGGUUUUAAUUUUUGUUACAAAUUUGUGUAAGCUUCAGGGGCCGCCGACGGUAUUCGGUUAAUUUAAAUAUUAGCAGUACCGAUACCUCAGGACUUUUAUUAAGCCGCCGGCGGCCCCGGAUACUGCUAGUCACUCUACUCAUUUUAGACUCACGUAAGCUUAUGAACGACAGUUCGGUCGGACUACAUAGUUGUUGGAGUGACACGGACAAGGCAUCAGAGUAUUUCUGUUUUACUUUAUUACUACAAAAAUAAUGCAGCGGAUUCGACUGACGAGUAUGCUAAUGGUUUUUAUAAGGUUACAUGUCCGCAGACUGUGAGAUCAGGGCAGCAGUACUAGCGGAUUUGUCAGGAGCGGUUCAGCCGGCAGCAACAACGGCACCAGACACCGAGCAGAAGGAGUCUGCCCGUGACAAGGGAGCGGGUACUACUCCGAGCAUGAUCACCAAAGACUGCGGGGCAGAGCCCGUGCGGGGUCAUUCCGAGUCUUGCGAAGCAGGAAGCUUUCUUUUGGAUAGACAUGUUUUAAGACUGAACGAAGGGACGCCGGCAUUGAAAAGAAACUGGAUUGAGGUUAACGGGGACGGCGAAAGCGUGAAGCACCUGCCAGGUUACACGGGACUUGUAAAUAAGACGGAGGAGGAUUUAUGUACAGGGAGCUACUGCAGUGAUAAUUGUAAAAGAAGACGAGGGAACGACAGCGGUGAAGCAGCAUCUCAGGGCGUAGAGAAUGACAGCAGUACCAAAGCAGAUGGAUUCAGUACCCAUGUGGUGCAGAGACCUGUUAAGAAUGGGGUCAGUCGUGUGCACCCACAGCGGCUAGCCCUGGAAUACGUUGUACCCUGCCUUACCUACUAUGGCAUUUGUGUGAAGGAUCAUUUCCUUGGGGAAGAACUCGGGUCCCGUAUUCUGACAGACGUGGAGAUGCUAAACCGGAGUGGCAAGUUUAGGGAUGGUCAGCUUGUCAGCCAAAGGACUAUCCCCUCUAAAAACAUUAGGGGAGACCAGAUAGCAUGGGUGGAAGGGAAGGAACCUGGCUGUGAAAAUAUUGGGAUCCUUUUGUCUAAAAUUGACGAACUUAUCAUGUACUGUGCCAACAAACUUGGAAGCUAUAUCAUCAAUGGGAGGACUAAGGCCAUGGUUGCAUGCUAUCCUGGUAAUGGAACAGGGUACGUACGUCAUGUGGACAACCCAAACCGGGAUGGGCGCUGCAUUACCUGUAUUUAUUACUUGAACCGAGACUGGGAUGUUAAGAUUCAUGGUGGUCUUUUGCAGAUUUAUCCAGAAGGUCGAUCUGUAGUUGCUAAUAUUGAGCCAGUUUUUGAUAGACUGUUACUCUUUUGGUCAGACAGACGAAAUCCUCAUGAAGUGAAGCCUGCCUACUCUACAAGGUAUGCCAUCACAGCCUGGUAUUUUGAUGCAAAAGAACGAGCAGAGGCCAAAGACAAGUAUCGUCUAGCUGCUGGGCAGAAAGGAGUUCAAGUCCCUGUAACUCAAACCAACUCAACCUAAUGAGCCACCAGAGAAGGUCAUCUCACGUGGAGUGGAGCUGUGGUACAUUAUGCUGCUAUUGAUCAAAUGUGUCCAUCACUGUUGGUUCUCUGUUUUUUUUAAGACAUCCAAACCCCGAAGACUGGAAUGAGGACCUCGAGUGAUGCACCUGGAUUUUAUCCAAGGAACAAGUAGAUCCGAAGUCAGGCUUCCGAAUUCAGAAUUUCACCUCAAAUGGCAUGCAGAAAAUAUGGCUUUUGUGCCUUUAUUCUUUUUUGGAUAUACUUUUUUUUGUAAUUUACAGUGGCCCCUGUGAGGCCUUCAUUUUGUGUCUUUUCAUUUGCACUGAUGGUAGUAUAUGUGUCGAAGCAGUGACCUUUGAUUUAGUGCAGUCCUGCCAUCAAGCCUUGGUUGAUAAUAUGUAUAAAUGUGAAAAGCAAUACUGUACCAUCAGACUUCAGUGUGAAGGUUACACUUAAAAGACAAAAUCUUAUCUCCUUACCUUUUUUUAAGGAUGGGUAUGAGUGUGUUAAACCAUGUGUUUCUUUAACCAUGUUUCAUGACAGUGAAAAGCUUGAAUAUGAAUGCAAUAAAGAAUGCCAGUACUACUUUA
This is a messenger RNA of Protopterus annectens (West African lungfish), 2194 nucleotides long. RefSeq names its product prolyl hydroxylase EGLN3-like. Gene Ontology annotation, molecular function: L-ascorbic acid binding; peptidyl-proline 4-dioxygenase activity; ferrous iron binding. The coding region runs from base 394 to 1602 and encodes 402 amino acids. Gene Ontology annotation, cellular component: nucleus; cytoplasm. The transcript has 5 exons. The record is from RefSeq and is a predicted model, not a curated record. Gene Ontology annotation, biological process: cellular response to hypoxia; peptidyl-proline hydroxylation to 4-hydroxy-L-proline. Lineage: Eukaryota; Metazoa; Chordata; Ceratodontiformes; Protopteridae.